Molecule: messenger RNA, 1183 nt
Organism: Daldinia vernicosa
Lineage: Eukaryota; Fungi; Ascomycota; Sordariomycetes; Xylariales; Hypoxylaceae
Product: acyl-CoA N-acyltransferase
Exons: 2
Coding region: 320-874 (184 amino acids)
Molecular function (GO): acyltransferase activity, transferring groups other than amino-acyl groups
Source: RefSeq, a predicted model, not a curated record
GUGCCUUACAGGUAGUUAACCUUCCGGGACUAUAUCAAUCGGUCAGAGCCGGUCCCGUCCCCGUACAUAUGUCGUGACCAAGUAUCCACCUCAUAAAGGCUUAGUGCGAUUGCAUACCGCCGCUGUCUGCCUAGAAUUAGGCCACGUAUUGCAGGGUCGUGGUACCAUAGGACAGAAGAGUUUUAUAAUAGACUUUUAAACUAGACAUAACCUAACGCUGGAUGUCUUAACUUGCACUCCUUGGUGUAGACUCUUCUUAUUGUGUUCGUUCGAAUUCAAGUAGUGCGUUACUGUCAGUUACCCUAUACACUUCCAUACAAUGCCAACUCCUACGGUGAAACUCUUCUCUCAACAGGAACAUGGCCACCUAUUACCGGCCAUCGCUGCUAUCCAUGCGGCUUGUAUUGUCCAUGACCAAACUCUCGCCACGUUCCUCCCGCCGCUAAAGGGCUCAAAAAUCCAGAAAUACUGGGAGGACAUAGCAAGAGAGACUGAGUUGGGAACACGGUUUAUUAGCAUUUUGCUUAACGAGUCUGAGCCGGGCAUCAAGGCCAAUGAGCUCGAGGUUGUAGGAGUUGUUACGCUAAGCAUGCCAUUCAGCGAAACAGGGUCUUUCCGUGGAUUCGUGGAGAAGCUUUUUGUUAGCCCUAUUUAUCGAGGGAGAGGUGGAGCUAGAGCUCUAAUGUCUCACCUAGAAGCCGAAGCAUUGAAGAGAGGCAAGACCUUAAUGUUACUAGACACAGAAAUUGGGAGCCAAGCCGAGAAAGUAUAUCCGAAACUAGGGUAUACGGAGAUGGGCAGGAUCCCUAGGUACGGCAUCAGCCCCGUAGGAGGACUAAGAGACGAGGUGUUCUAUUACAAACAUCUACAAUAAAAAAAAGGAUUUACCUAGUUGAUGAGUUGCCCCUUUUUCGGGUGCCUUAUGAACCUAGGUAAAAUAUUGUGUCUUGACACUUGCCUAAGCCAGUGCAUUUCACAUCCACGGGAUCUAAAUCUUAGGCUCGGACGAUCCGAGUUGGCUAGUUGUUUAGCAUUGAGUCGUCGAAACUACCUAUUAGGUAGAAUCUAGAGACCCUCGCUAAAAGCAUAGACCGGGAUUCGCCAAGGAAAGUCCCUCAAUGCCGUUGAUGAUCACAAAAGUUAGACACUACGUAGAAACCAGUGAUAACUCAACCGUUAUAAC